CAGCUAAGUCGGGUUAGUCCAAGUGCGACCGCCUAUAGAGAAGCUACCCCGUAAUGGAGCAAAGCAGCAGUGUGGCGGAGCUGGCGAAGAACAGUGAGGAUAUCGAAACGGAUGCCUCCAAGGUGGCGGACCAUCAGGAGUACGCCGAAGCCCUGUCAAUGUCCGGUCGAAGUCACACUAAUCGGCGCUGGAAUCGAAGGACCUGCUGCACUCGAGAGGUCCUGAGUGGGGGCGCCAUUUUCAUCGCCCUGCUGCUCGUCAUCGGCGCCAUUUACAUGCACUUAAGACAGAAGCACCAUCUGGGCCGGCUGCACAUCAAUCUCAAGGAUCGCGGGAGGCUGGACGUCUUGGAGGAGGACUUCCCCGUGGUCACCGCCGCGGCUGUGGAUAAUUUUAUAAGCGGUUUACAUUGUUGGGUUGCUGUUCUCUCUCUAUCUCUCUUCCCCAGCCGACUGAUUAGAAACGCCAUUAGGAGGACCUGCAGAUCUCAGUGCUCCAUAAAAAUAGCGAUUGUAAAUAAAAGAAAUCAAUGUUUUCGUUGGGCUUUUAAACAUUUUUAUUUCAUUUUAAAUAGAGUGCUCCAAAUCGUCAUAGUCAAAUGUUAUUAAAAAUAUACACAUGUUGUAGUGCUGAUUAAGUCUGCAGUGGUAAAAUGUCUAUAUAUGUAGAAUUAUAAAAUGAGGAAGAGCACAUAAAUCCAUACUUACACUUAUGCGCCCAAAGUAUUCCAAACUAUGUUUAACAUCAAUUUAAAGUUACUAAAACUGCAAUUUAAAGUUGCUUUGCACAAACUGCUAAUAAAACAUACUCAGUUUCCAGUUGGUACUUUCUUAAAAGUUUCCAACUAAAGAUGAGUGUGGUUAAAACGUGAGGUCUAAAAGAGUUAUUUAGUGUUGGGGAAGCGGAAGGGAAACGGAAACGGAAGUGGAACCCCCUGCCAACUAUGCUCUAAGC
Messenger RNA from Drosophila subpulchrella, 954 nucleotides. RefSeq lists its product as uncharacterized. The transcript has 2 exons. Lineage: Eukaryota; Metazoa; Arthropoda; Insecta; Diptera; Drosophilidae. Bases 54 to 608 code for a protein of 184 amino acids. The record is from RefSeq and is a predicted model, not a curated record. Gene Ontology annotation, molecular function: lysozyme activity.